AUGUCCAUCACAUCCAUGUUCUCAAAACGAAUGCCAGUUGCAAGAUCAACCCACUUUAGCCUCCAAAUUGUCCACAUGUGGGGACUUUAUAGAGGUUCCAAGCCUUUCUCCGCUAAGGACCAAAAGGAUUGGCAGGCCGCGUGGUUCGGCCAGCACAUGCCGAACCGCUGCCAUCCAAGAAAGGCUGCAGCAUGUGAGCUUGGUCUGCGGCUUUCCAGUCCAGGCCAUUCAAAGCCAGGUGGAACCUUAGGAUGGCAGUGCCUAUGGCUUUUGACUCUAUUUAUCACACUGCUCAAUCUACCCACUGUAGCUGCUUAA
Cladocopium goreaui is the source of this 318-nucleotide messenger RNA. The record is from the annotation of a GenBank genome assembly. NCBI's taxonomy places the organism in Eukaryota, Dinophyceae, Suessiales, Symbiodiniaceae.